Arachis duranensis is the source of this 2017-nucleotide messenger RNA. Its product is annotated as pentatricopeptide repeat-containing protein At3g14330. The record is from RefSeq and is a predicted model, not a curated record. Gene Ontology annotation, molecular function: RNA binding; zinc ion binding; protein binding. Gene Ontology annotation, biological process: RNA modification. NCBI's taxonomy places the organism in Eukaryota, Viridiplantae, Streptophyta, Magnoliopsida, Fabales, Fabaceae. The transcript has a single exon. Bases 18 to 1988 code for a protein of 656 amino acids.
CUGACAUUAUCAUUAUCAUGAUGGUCAUGUUCCCCGCCAUUUCUCUCUCAACGAACAUAACUGUCAAAACCAACAUAACAGUUUCCGCCACACCAACACCAAGAACCACAACAACUCAGAAAUUACACAAAACAACACCACCUCUUGGUUCAACCCUGAAAUCCCUUUGCAAAUUGGGAAAAUUGGAGGAGGCCCUUAGCGUUAUAGAAUCCUCAAAGCGCAAACCCAAUGAUGAAGACAUUGAAGUUUUCUCUCUCUUCCUCCAUGCCUGCAUCUCCACAAAGUCAUUGGAACAUGCCCAAAAGCUCCGUUCCCACAUUCUUCGCUCAAAACCGAGCCUUUUGCAGAACCCCACCCUGAAGAGCAAGCUCAUCACGCUCUUCUCCGUCUGCGGCCAACUCGACGAGGCUCGCCGUGUCUUCAAUGACCAAACCAGCGGUGAAGCCACUCCCUCGGAGCCAGUGUGGGUAGCCAUGGCAAUUGGGUACUCUAGAAACGGAUUUUCUACUGAAGUUCUGCUUCUGUAUAGUAAUAUGUUGUUGCAUUCUGUGAAGCCCGGAAAUUUCGCGUUUUCGGCGGCUCUUAAGGCCUGUGUGGAUACCUCUGAUGCUUUCUUGGGUAGAGCAAUCCAUGCCCAGAUUGUGAAGCAUGAUGAGGAAGCUGAUCAAGUUGUGAACAAUGCACUGCUGAAGUUCUAUGUGGAGUGUGGAGGGUGCUUCAAUGAGGCACUGAAGGUGUUUGAGGUAAUGCCUCAACGAAAUGUUGUGUCUUGGAACACGCUGAUUGCGGGUUUCGCUGGUCAAGGGAGAGUGUUUGAGAUGCUCGAUGCUUUUCGAGUUAUGCAGGGAGAGGCGAUGGGGUUCAGUUGGGUCACCCUUACAACGGUUCUUCCGGUUUGUGGUCAAGUUACUGCACUUCACAGUGGGAAGGAGAUACAUGGGCAAAUUGUGAAGUCUAAGAAGAGAGGUGAUGUUCCUUUACUUAACUCUCUUAUGGACAUGUAUGCCAAAUGUGGAGCAAUUGGUUAUUGUAGAAAAGUGUUUGACAGAAUGCAGAACAAGGACUUAACAUCAUGGAAUACAAUGCUUUCUGGGUAUUCAAUCAAUGGGCAAAUAGAUGAGGCAAUGGCUCUGUUUGAUGAAAUGAUAAGUAAUAACGUUAGGCCAGAUGGUAUCACCUUUGUUGCCUUGUUAUCUGGUUGUAGCCAUUCAGGACUUACAAGUGAGGGGAACAGGUUGUUUCAUGUGAUGCAAAAUUAUGGGGUGAAACCAUCUCUAGAACACUAUGCUUGUUUGGUAGAUAUGUUAGGUAGGUCAGGGAAAAUCCACGAGGGGUUAGCAGUGGCAGAAAGCCUUCCAAUGAAGCCUAGCGGAAGCAUAUGGGGAUCGUUGCUUAACUCGUGUCGGCUCUAUGGUAACGUUUCUCUCGCAGAAACUGUGGCCGAGCGGUUGUUUGAGAUUGAACCUAACAAUUCCGGAAACUAUGUGAUGUUGUCCAACAUAUAUGCAAACGCAGGGAUGUGGGAGGAGGUGAAGAGAGUUAGAGAAAUGAUGGCAAUGAGGGGAAUCAAGAAAGAUGCCGGAUGUAGUUGGAUACAAAUAAAGCAUAGAAUUCAUACCUUUGUCGCAGGAGGGAGCACCGAUUUUCGCAAUUCAGCUGAGUUUUGCAGAGUUUGGAGUGAGUUGUCAAAUGCUACAAAGAAAGUGGGAUAUGUCCCUGACACAGAAGUUGUUCUUCAUGAUAUUAAUGAAGAGAUGAAGACAAUGUGGGUUUGUGGACACAGUGAAAGGCUUGCAGCAGUGUAUGCACUCAUCAACACUGGUGAGGGAAUGCCAGUUAGGAUUACUAAGAACCUCAGAGUUUGUGUGGAUUGUCACUCAUGGAUGAAGGCAGUUUCAAGAGUUACAAGGAGAUUGAUUGUAUUGAGAGAUACAAAUAGGUUUCACCAUUUUGAAAAUGGUACUUGUUCUUGUAAGGACUACUGGUGAUGGAAAGUUACCAUAAUGGUUUUCUAUUA